Messenger RNA from Sceloporus undulatus (fence lizard), 3169 nucleotides. RefSeq names its product endomucin (gene EMCN). The transcript is spliced from 15 exons. NCBI's taxonomy places the organism in Eukaryota, Metazoa, Chordata, Lepidosauria, Squamata, Phrynosomatidae. The coding region runs from base 224 to 1045 and encodes 273 amino acids. The record is from RefSeq and is a predicted model, not a curated record.
UAAAUCUGCUCCAUGCUGAAUUCCCAGAGGGAGUCUGUCGUGUUUCCUCCCGUUCUUUAUCAAGCUCCCCAAAAUAAGUGGGAGUGGGCAGCAGGAGUAUUUGCAGUCUUUCCUUCUACUCACCUUUCCUGCUGAUUAAUUUAAGGGCCUGGUCAUAUCUAACAACGCACAAGAGAGUUUUGUGCCCACCUUGGUAUUGCUACUGGUGGUUCUGGAAAGGAAUAUGUCUGCAGGACACAGAAUAAUGACUAUGAAGCUUUUUGGAACAGUCCUCUUCUCUCUGGCUUUCUUCAGUUCGUGCAGUGGGGAUGUUGGUGCAGAGGGAACAUCUGGAAACAGUACAACUACUGCUCCUGAACCACCCAAAGGUAUACCAACUUCAGCACGGGCAGGCAGUGGAUCCCCUACAGUGGCUGGAAGUAUCACUAAACCUGCAGUUAAUAUCACAUUAAAUACAACUUCUCCAGCUACCACAACAACACAGCCAACCUCCAACAGCAAAACAGGACCAGCUGAAUCAUCAACACGGAAUCCUAUGGCUACUCCCAAACCUAAUUCAACUGUAGCAACAGCUGACAAAAGUAACACGACAACAGCUAGACCUGAUAUCCAAAACAGUACAGUGGGCACACCACAGAAAGCAACUGAAACUACACCUACAAACACCACAGACCCAGGAAGAGAUGGAGCUCUAUCUACUAGUGAUAAUGCUGCAAAAACAGACCAGGGAGGAAAGGAAGAUUCUUCUUACAGUAGUAUUAUUUUGCCAGUCAUCAUCGCCGUGAUAGUAAUAUCCCUCGCUAUUUUUCUUCUGAUGGCUUUGUACAAAAUAUGCUUGAAGACAACUCCUGAGAGGCAAGAAAAUGGAACUGAACAAGCCCCAUCUGAUAAAGAGAAUGUGAAACUUAUCUCUGUUAAGACGACUUCUCCAGAAACUGGUAUGUCCAGUCUCUUGACUCUUUCCUCAUAUGACUUGCCUUUAGACAUGUCAUUACCAUUGGAGUCCCUCAAACUAAUGAGAGCAGGCUUCUCAAGGGAAGAAUAAAACUCGUCAGCCUAAUGAUUCCUCUUCACACCCGAGCAACAAAUGUGUGUGAAGAAUUCCUGUUUCGUUCUUUACCCUGGAAGACAUGACUCUCACAACAGUGUGAAUCAGUGGCAUCUACAAACUUACAGGCAGAAUGUGCACACAAUUUUUUUUAUCUACAUUCCCAUUUUUUUCCUUAUAUGUCUGCUGUUUACUUUAGAAAUCUCUUGAAAUCUUUUCAAGAUUUUUUCCUUAUAUGUCUGUUUACUUUUGAGAAAUCUCUUGUAUUUUCUCUCAGUGUCUAUAUAACUGGUGUAUAGUACAUAUUUAUUAUUUUCUACUUAUCGUACAAAAUUAAUGUAAAAAACAUUUGAUGUGCCACUAAUGAUGUUGAUUUUGUAUAUAAAACUAUUUUCUGUCUUUAAUGGAUGAAAAAUGUUAACAUGUUUUCUUGUGCUUCCAAUAAAAUAAAAUCACACCAGAGGCUCAAAAAGUACACCAAAUAUAAGCACAGGGACAUAGUAGCCUGCAUUGUAACUUGCCUUUUGUGGUUCAGGGGAGACAACUGCCUCAGGCAGCAGGUUUGGGGUAUAAUGAAAGGGCAACAUUUUAUUAAUUAGAUAGACCAGUAUUCUACAUCAGCUAAUUAGUUAAGUGGCUAAAUGUAUGUAACUAAGCGCGUUACAGGCCGCCUAAAAGCGGCGGUCUGCUGGCGGCACCGGUUGCUAUGUCCGGGAAUCGCAGUGGCCAAACUGUGCGAUUCCAGGGCGCAGCCAAAAAGAAGCGCCAAAAUGGUGCUUCUUUUUGCACCCCAGAAGUGGCGCUGCAAGACGCCAAUCGUGCACUCGCAGCGUCACUUCUGCCGCGUGACAUCCGGACGCUACGCAUUCACGACGUCAACAUGGCGGCCCCCAUGUGGAAUGGGCACCGCCAUUUUGUGCACGCUCUGCACGUACUAGGGUUGGGGCGUCAGGAAGUGACGCCCCUUCCUAAACCUAGUACGCGCAGAGCGCGUACUUUAUGCCCAUCCGGAACAGGCCUAAGUAACUUCUUCUGGCCUGCCCACCCCACAGCUUGAUCAUUCAUCUGUGUGAUCUCAAAUACAGAACAGUUACAGACAAAUGAAUUUAGGUAACUGUUCCAUAUUCACAAUCGAUACAUAGUCAAGAUUGUGACAUUUUUGUUGUCAUCAUAAUUCCCCUCCCAUCCUACUGUACUGGGCAUCAGCUGCAUGGGGAGAAGGAGGUCCAUUCUACCAGUGAUCAGAGCAUGGAUAAAUGACAUUUUUAUGAGAGUUGGGGGUGGACCUAGGGCUUGUCUUCAUCAACCGCUCAGUCUGGAACAUUAUGCCCCAGACCAGCCUUUAGUAGGACAGCCCAUGAUGGUGACCACACACUCAGGGCCAAAUCUGGUGUAAUCCUGGGUGAUUGUGCACACAAGUCAGUUGUGUAAAGGGGAACUUUUUUCUGCAUGCUAAGGAAUGCAUGAAAAGAAGGUUUAGUCCCAUGGCAAGCAAAAUGCAGGCCAUGAGACAGAUAUGGUUGGAUUUGUGGCCUCCUGUGAGUUAAACAGGGUAGUGGGGACACUCUCUAGGGAAGAUGGGAACAAUCUGGCCACAUUUUUAACCCACCUGAUCAUUUUAGGCCCUGAAAAAACACUUUUAAAAACAGGAAGUGAAUUGGAAGGAGAUGGUUGGAGGGUUUUUUUCUCAGCAGGGGUGGUGUAGUCCUUUACAUUUGGAGGCAAUGUGGUCUCCUAAUCCCAGAUAGUUACCCUGGUUUAAACGAAUGGUUUGCAGAAGGCCUUGAUUCAUAUCAUUGUAGUGGGGGGGAAAACAAAUGGAUAGGAAAAUACUUUGCACACCUUUAAUGGACACUGGACACAGAGAUGAUUCAACCUGAGUAAUAAAUACUGAAUUGAAUAAUAUUCCUCACACUUCAUCACAUGGGAAACAUCAAUUGUGGCCCUGUUGGUGCACCCAGAGUUCAGUUUCCUGUUAGUAAUACAUUUUAAUCCUUUUUAAAAUUGGAAAGCUUCUACAGAGUUAGAGGUAAUAAAUUUUGUUUUAUUUACCGAUACAAGUAAUGCAUAAAUAUCAAUGAACAGAUCGGUAUGGGUUGAUUUAUCAUCUUGCAUGAAAGG